ACCCUGCGAUUAAUCACCCGCUUCCUCGGAGUUGUUAUGUUUCAAUCUUCGAGACGCGGGGAAAAAAGAUUGAAUUAACGUGACGUGACGUGACGUAAUCAAGCGCGUUUUGGUGGGAGGAAACGGAAUUUCUGGUUCUUAAGAACCGAAUUCGGUUCUUUUACGUCACGUCAAUUCAGCCUUUUUCUCUAUGGAGAUUUGAAAAAUACACCCAUAUCAAUGAAUUUUUUUUUUUCUUUAAAUCGACACGUCAAAUAUAAUAAAGCCCUAAAGGACAUUAUAUAGACCUAAGGGUGAAAUGUGUCACCUUUAGUUGGAAAUAUCUCAGCUCGAAUGGUCAAUUGUUUUCGAGCUUUUUACAGAUACGUAGAUAGUACAGUGUACAGAUGUAUAUAUAAUAUUUCCAUUAAUAUGCAGUUAAAAUUAAAAAACGAUCGAUUCUUCACUCGCGCGGGUUGUAUUCGCCGCUCUGAAUCGUCGAGUGAAUAUUUCCAUUUGAAACUGAAGAAUAAAUCCGUUAUACUUCAAUCGACUGAAACACACUCUCUCUCUCUCCAAGAUGAAGUUGGAAUCCGCUCUAAGCUCGAGUGAAAUAUUCACUCUCACGAUUUCGAGUGCCAAUAUUUCCAUUACCGCUUCGAGCGAAGACACACGCUGCCAUUUUUCGCUUGUUUUGAGCUGAGUUUUCGCUCCGGGAAAUUUCGGGGGCCAAAAGGGCUUGUGUUAGCCCCGCGUAAGCUCCGAAAAGCUGCCAUACGCAACCACGCGAAGCGUAUACAGGUGAGGUGGCCAAAAAUAAGAUAACUCUAAUUUUAUCGGCUCUCAGUGUUCCUCACGGCGAUUUCGGAUUCUCCGUAUUCACGUUUGCCGAUCCAGACUUUACAGGCAUUUACCACGCUCUCUCGGCAGCGUGGGCGCUCCUCAGAUCAGCUCCGAUAGGCUCGAAUAAUAAAUGCGCGCCGAUAAAGCGCGGCCAGAUUCUCCUCCUGCACGACACGAUUUUUGCGUCGGCGCUGAAUAUUUUCGUUUCUCCGGUUUUUAUCGUUUUACGCGCGUCUCGAGGUAUGAAAGUAACGGACAGUAGCGACGGCGGGUGUGUUUUCCCCGGCCGAGAGAGAAUUCUCGAGGCGUUCGCCUCGCUCGCAACCUCCGUCGAAUUCUUGGGCAGUGACUCGCGACGCUCGCUCGCGGAAGUCUAUGACGAAAUGCAGCGGGGAAGGUUUCUCACCGCGCGUUGUUCCUCAUUAUCCGGUUAUUAUGCGGAAAACGCAGUCUCCGGUCGCCCAUCUCGUCCGCCUUGACGCAAUGAUUGCGUGCGCGCCGUGAAAUCGGUCGUUAACUCCGGAGAGACCCGAGAAAGAGAGAGAGAGAGAGAGAGAGAGAGACCGGCUUGGUGAUAACGCGCGCAGUUCGCGUAAUCCCCUUUCAAUUGAUACGUUUAUACGGGCGGAAAUGGUCGUCAACAUCUCGGAGUUUCUCGCGCGAACUUGCUAAUUACAUCGCGCGCGGUUAUCGGCAGGGCCGUAAAGUAUCACGCGCUGGAAGAAGAGGCGCGUAACGAGCGGGAGGGCGAGCGGGAAAGGUUCGAGUCGAGCCAAGAAAUAGUAAUGAGAAAGAAUAGUCGGGGAAGAAUGAAACAGGCCGGUCAUGAGCUAAGUCAAACGCUGAGUGUCAGUCGUCCAAGUGGUUGUUGAGGUUCGGUCAAACGUUUAGCUGAUUCUUAGAAGGAGGUGCUGUUCUAGCACGAGCUCUUGACUUUUGGCUUUCGAGAUGAGACUUUUCGAGCCCGGAAUGAAGGAUGACGAGGGGGAUUAAGAAACGAAUGGAACGAGCGAAACGUUCAGCUGAUUUCUAGAAAGUACCGUUCGGUAUUUAGCGUAUUAACCUUUAGCUUGAGAGAUUUAGAGUUGAGGAGAGUUCACGAGAGUCGAAGUAAUUAUUGAAGUUCGGAGCGGUCCGAGUUUGAACCAGUUUCAAUCGCUCGCAAUUAAUAUCUUACGUCGGUUUUUACUGACUUGUAGGUUCUUUCUCGACCGCGCCUCUGAGAGAGCCUCGAUAGUUUAAUAGAAAGAAUAAUCCCCGCCGAGCGAUCUCCGGCCCGAUCGCGAAAUAAUCGCGGCCGGAUUAUCCAUUGUGCAAAUUCUCCCCCGAUUGCGAGACAUUUUCGCAAAAUUGAAACUCCGCGAGAUCGCAGAUACGGCUAUACAUAUUUUCCCACGCUCCUCCGCGAUAUCGCGCGAUCCAUCACGGUGUUUCUUCGCACCCGCGGCACGAUGACCGAGACGAAAGGACGUGCAACACCAAUGGAAUGAAUUAACCGAAUUUGUGUUGCAAAACGGGCGAUUGGCGCGCGUCCAAAACCACGAAAGAAUUGGGUCGCCGCUUGUAACCACGCGUCGUGUUGCACGAGAGAGAAAGGGAGAGAGAGAAAGAGAGAGAAGAAGAAGAAGAGAGGAAUCCUCUCUUCUCGCGAUCGCGUAGAUUCUCAUUGGAGCGACGUUGGAGUGAUCGCAUUCGUGUAACACUUCGACGUGUAAUUCCACCGAACAUCGAAGUGCAAUAUGUCGCGCGAAAGUGCGCCGAAAAUACACCCGAGUCGAAUUCGGUCAGAGGUGGAAGCGUCCUACCGCGGUCGGUCGAUAAAACCGAAGGAAGAGUCGUGGUCGAUCGCGAAUUGUGGAUGUUAAUUUUUACCCUUCGCUGCAUAAUCGUAAUGCCGCACGAUCGACCACACCCAGCGAUGUAGCAUAUACCGAGGCGAAGAGAAGGAAAAAAGAGCCGGAGAAAAAUGGUGUAUAACGACGAGGAAUUCCGCAUUCGCGAGUAUCGCCAAGUUGCGUCUCCGCACGCACGCGAGUCUCGUCGAUCGCGAUGGUUAACGUCGCUGUUAAAUCCCGGCCUGCGGAACGUCUCGUUCCGAAUAGCCGAUGCCGAGAACGUCGGAAUUAAUUUCCCAUCGCGAAUGCCAAAGACAGUUGAGCAGAAUACUGGACGACAUGGGCGAGGCGUCGGCGAGGGCUCAGGGCCUCAACAAACCCAUUACCAGCGCCCUUAAGCUCCGCGACACGGACCACACGGUUUACCUGCUCGUAGACAACGAGGCGAACAACGGUCUGGGUUGCGUGGUGGGCUUGUUGAAGACGGGAUCGAAGAAUCUGUUCCUCUUCGACGAGACGGGGGUGCAUUAUCAGCUGCAGGCGAGGUGCAUCUUGGACUUUUACGUGCACGAGUCGCGACAACGCAUGGGCCUCGGCAACAUUCUCUACCAGCACAUGUUGUCCGAGGAGAAUAUUAGGCCGGUGAAAUUGGCCAUCGACCGACCGUCGGAGAAGUUCCUGGCUUUCCUGCGCAAGUAUUACGGGCUCUCGAAGAUCAUUCCGCAGAAUAAUAAAUUCGUCGUCUUCGAGGGAUUCUUUGAUGACGAGAGUCGAGAUGUGAGGAGCAACAGAUACAGUCUACCUCCCCGCUUGGACGACGGGACGCCGAGCAGCAAUAACAACAACAAUAGCAUUAACGGCGCCAGGUUCAACGGGGACCCGUACGUGCCGUCGGUUUCGCGCAGCUCGUUCGGCAGAUACGCCGCCGCGCGACCGCCUUGUUCCAUGGCAAACAUAAUCCAUAACACAGCGAUGCUUGGUCAAUCAGCCGAGCGCACUGGCGACGAGAUUAGCAGCGCGUUUUUGCCGCCGCAGCAACCUCCAUCGGCGGCUCCGUUGAAGCUGGAACGGCCGCGCUCGUUGAGCCUCUACUCCGAAGAGGAGCAAAAGCAACGCAGUAUCGAGAUGACCACCGUGCCGACGCCGGUCGUGCCUGACAGCCAGCCGUUCGUCCCGAUCCUGCUGGAGGCCGAGAAGACGGAGAAGAACGUGAAGCCGUCGCCGUCGUGCGGCCAAGAGGUCACCGGUACCAAUCAACACGGCCACCUGGAUCUCAAGUUCUACCAUUCGCCCUUGUGGUGAAAUCGCUCGUCCGACAUCAUCCCUCCUCCUCGGGCGAGCUGCUGCUCGUUUCACGGACGGGUCGAAUCAAGCCAAGUUAGCGUUACUCCCGGUUGAACUGGCGCUUUUCUUUCCCUCCCUUUAGGCAGAAGUGCGUAAGGCUGCGUUCGGAAAUUUCACCUAGGUGCACCAGGUCGACACGUAUGUUUAAAAGACGUCUUUCAGACUACGUGUUUGGAAAGACAUCAAAGAUUAUUAUGUACUUUAUUAUGACGAAGAUAACCAGUCAAUACCUUUAUAGAAAAAUAUUACUGAUAAUAAUUUUCUAUAAAUGCACGCUAUAAAGAUUUCGGGAGAUCGUACAUUGGCUAGUUAUCUUUUCAAAAGUUAUGUACUGUUCACUCUGUUCUAUCCUGCUUUACUCUUUCAGGGUGGUCUUUCCGAACACGGUCUAAAGCAAGUAAGAGAGAUGUAAGAUGUAUCUCAAAAAAUAGAGAUUUGGCUACCACCAGUAAAAGAGAUGAAGUUGGCAUUAAUUACAAUUACUGAUGCUGUGUUUCAGAUCUCCCACCAGUAAAUCGGUUGUUGACACACAGUUGCUGGAGAUACGAUUGUUAUGUUCAAUGUGAUGUAUUGAACCAAGUGAAUAAAACAGAGACGGUUGGAAUUGGUUGUAUAAAGCGCGGAUAAAGAGACAAACGUAAUUUUGAGUUUAAGAUACCUCUUAAAGCUCGGCUAUCUCUCGGCUCUCUGCUAUAUUAGUUUGUGAAGCCAUAGGCGAAAAAUAACAUGCGGUAAGCUUUUUGCGGCAGUUUUAUUUUCUAGGUUUCAGGAUUACGAAACUGUUAUGUAUUUCAGGGAAACUAAUAAAAUAAAACUAUACACCGUAAAAAACUUAUUGCGUGUCACUUCUCGUCUUCGACGUGACGAAACCCGUCUGAUUGCCGAGGUAGCAGAGUCUUAAAAUGCCUGGUUUCUUAGAUGUUUGAAUAUAAAAAGAACAGUAUAAUUCAUGUACUCGUAUUAAGAGAAAAGGAAUCAUUUUUACUUUAUUUACUCAGUCAUUAUAAGAAUUUCUUAUAGUCAUUUGCUUAUAGAUAGGACGAUGUAUACAUACCCGGUUUCAGAUAUCAACAUUUUAUUUAUUGAUGGAAGAUACGAGACGCAGCAACAGUAAUUUUACACGCUGCCGAUUUCGCCUCUUUUGCUGGUGUGAACUUAGAUGAACCUUUUUACAAACACACCCGUAAUCGCUAACUCAGGAUGAAAACAUUCGCGGACCAUUCCGUGCUGGGCAGCGAUCUGGUGUAAAUUUUUCCUAAAUGCGAAAACGUGAAGGGUUUCACGUGAACUCAAUGACUUGAAUGAUCAUGUGACUUGUUGAACAAUGGAAAUGUGAAACUUUUCACGCGUUCCUGUCUCUAAGGUGAAGUUACAUGAUCGUCGCCUUGGGGGAGCGGACAGACGCGAGUCUUUUUUUGUAUCGUAAACACGGGAAAAGUCAAUAUUUUCGCAAACGCAUAGAAGUUGGAAAAUUUUCAUUUUUCGCGAGUCCGCAUCAGAGGAAAAUAUUCAUGAUCGGACCCCUGAUCGGGAUCCGGAGAAAAUGCGUCAUCAUGUCUCGAUUUCGACACCCUUCUCGCCGUGGGAAGAGGCAACGACGUUAUGUCGCGAGAAAUUAAACAUGAGUCGAAGGGAAUUGAAGUCGAGUUCGUUGUUGCAAGCUACUGUUUCUUCAUUUCCUUGUGUUCCUAAUCCUGGCAGGAUUAUUCCUUCGAUUCUCUGUGUGGGAAAGAAACGCGUAGUGAUUUAAUCCCCCCCUCUACAACAUCAUGCAUCCAAGACCCGUAUUAAUAGUUGAUAAUUGAAAUUUAUUUUACAUGAAAUAUUCAGAUAUGAAUAUAAAAUUAUAUAUAUGAAUCUUUCAGCUGAGUUACGAUUACAAAUGUUAUCGUAAUAUUAUAUGAGAUUCAAAUAAAAUACUCAGAUCUAACUCUCUUAUUCGGAUCUGGUUAUCUCACGUGAGGCAAAUUUCAAGUAACGACUAUUAACAUAGACGCAAAAAACGUUUCAAAGACAUCUAAGAGAAGUCCUGCUCUUUGUUCAGAGGUCUUUCAGAUGUCUCUAAGACGUAUUUCAGACAUAUGAGCUGUCUGUGUCGUUGAUAAAAUGCAGUUGUUUUAUUCUUUGUUGUUCCAAGGUGGGAAAACCGAAAUGCGUUUUGCAACCAAAGACAUGAAAAAAUGUGAAAAAGCUAUCAAACGAAAAGACAUCCGAUUAUCUUACGAGUUAUUUCUGAUUUCGAAGAUUUGAUAAUUUACUCUCACAGAUCGAAUACCUGCGUUGAAACUUUGUAAUCCAUUUGGGUGAAUGCGUGCAUGCGUGCGUAUAUAUGUGUGUGUGUGUGUAUGUGUGUGUGCGGAUAAACUUAUGUCAGAGUAUAUUUACCACACAUGGCUGGAAUGGAUCACAUAUUCAUAUCUGUUCGAGGAAUAAAUUAAUAAAUAUGAACGAAUAAAAAACCAGCGCGGAGAAACGAUGAA
Molecule: messenger RNA, 6481 nt
Organism: Dinoponera quadriceps
Lineage: Eukaryota; Metazoa; Arthropoda; Insecta; Hymenoptera; Formicidae
Product: alpha-tubulin N-acetyltransferase-like
Exons: 8
Coding region: 2928-3959 (343 amino acids)
Biological process (GO): alpha-tubulin acetylation
Cellular component (GO): microtubule
Molecular function (GO): tubulin N-acetyltransferase activity
Source: RefSeq, a predicted model, not a curated record